Molecule: messenger RNA, 3090 nt
Organism: Coprinopsis cinerea okayama7#130
Lineage: Eukaryota; Fungi; Basidiomycota; Agaricomycetes; Agaricales; Psathyrellaceae
Product: Jmjd1a protein
Exons: 11
Coding region: 1-3090 (1029 amino acids)
Biological process (GO): regulation of transcription by RNA polymerase II
Cellular component (GO): histone deacetylase complex; chromatin
Molecular function (GO): transcription coregulator activity; histone H3K9 demethylase activity; chromatin DNA binding
Source: RefSeq, a predicted model, not a curated record
AUGAACUCGCUUCAACACGACAAGAAGACCUCAAUAAAUAGCCUGCUCAAUCCAGAGGCGUCAAUAUAUCCUCCAGCCCACUAUCCGACUGUUAGCACCAACUCGGUCCCACCUCAUGGCCACCAAGUAUUGAACUACACCGGGGCCCAGUAUACCAAUACACCUUCGACCUAUGGCUUAAGGGCAGCCAACUGGGGGUUGGAAGAAGCAAGCAGAAGAAAAGAGGCUGAGCAGGUUCAAGCGGGCCAUCACCGUCGUUCGAGUCACUCUUCAGACAUUGUCCCACCCGGGCACAUGGGAACUAAUAGUCAUGAUUCGAGAAUGGUCAGGCCCCAGAUCGAUCGCGCCCCAGCCAGGCUUGAAACUGUGCCCCAACAGUCACAACAGUGGCAAGGUUCGCCAGAACCCAUGGGAGGGAUCUCUUACGACGCUCCCCAUACCGGACGCGCCUAUCCUGAAAAUCGCGGGGCUUUACAAGACGGGUUCCAGACGCAAAGUCAGUCUGAUGUCGCUCCCAGUGCAGACGCUCGUCUGACUAAAUCUAACACCAAUUCUAACCAAAAACGCAAAGACAUGAGCAGCUACAAACCUACCGACUACUCGGUCUCAGCAUGGCAAACAUCUGAACGGGUCUCUGUUCGCUUAGCCGCUCGAGAGCUGAUGCCUGCACCCCAGCCCACAGGUGGGCACUCUCAGCCAUUGCAUCAGUCUCAUCACGCAUCGCACCCUCCAUACCCACCAACAGGGGGGUACAUUUCGCAUAGCUCUAGCCACCAUAUCAGCCACCCGCAGCCGUCUUCCCAGGCACAAUCCCAACAAGAGAAACCCUCUUCGAAACGUCAGCUGCCUGAGAACGAAGCGGACGCAGCAGCACCAAAGGCAAAGCGUCCUGCUAAAUCGAAGCCCAAGUCUGGGUCUGAUGGAGUUCCAGUACCCUCAAAGCGCGGAUUCAACUCCAAGAAGCGAAGCGAAGCAGCUCAGAUUGCCUCUCAGGACGUUUCGGCACAUGCCCUUGCUCUUCCCACUUUUGCACUGGAGAGGGGUCAGCAGCGCACCGCUGACACCCGAUUCUACCUCACGCCUGCUGUAAAGCUUUUCCCCGAACUACAAUUUGCGCGAUGCAUGUCCAAUCGCUACAAGAACCAGGACUUUCCACGCUGUGUCUCGUGCACAAGGCGGUGGGCUGGGGACACCUGUCGGUUCCAAGGCAUUCGCUACCUCCUUAAAGACGAGUCAAAGAACGUCGUUGCGUGCAGCUUUGGGGAUCAAGCUGAAGCUCCCGCCCUACAUUUCCCGGAACAGUGGAAUGUACCUAUCCGGAAGGACCAUAUCAGCAGGUGCAAGAGGGUGAUCGCUAACGCCCUUCUACCUACCCUCAAACAAGAGCGUGAGCAUAUCAAUGCCACUGACUUGAUCAGGAGGACCCGAGAAAGCGAGGUUCGUGUGACCUGCGAUACCUGCAUGACGUCAAUAUUCUCAUCAUCUUGGAUGUGUCGUCUUUGCGGUCGGGAAGCCUGCUCAGACUGCUUUGCUCUGGUGAGGGAGCUCACCGAAGACCGACCUGGCGCGGACCCAGCUGAGAUAGCAGAGAUGCGACGAAGACGGGAGAAAUAUGCGCAUAGCAACCCAUUCUUCUUAUGUUGCACUAGAAGGAACGAGCACGACGCCCAGCAUUUCUCGCCUAUGUCGAGAUUUUGGCUGCAAGAACUCCAGGAAGCCAUCAACGAGAUGGAGCAGUUGCUUCUCCGUGAAAACGCUCCGAUUCCAAUAUCCAGCAUUAGCUCAGGGUUGGCACCUGCUGGUCCGGCGCCGACAGCAGCUAGUCUGAAAGUUGACAGCGAUCCGACUUCAGGUGCCCCGACGGCUGCACUUGUAACUGAGCCUGUCAAUGAAGAUCGACCGUGGACAGAAGUCUAUUUGGCAAACCAGAAAAAAGCCUCGUUCCUUUCUGCACAACUUGCUCCCACCGGCGCCGCGGGACCACAGUAUAUCCCGCCUAACCUAACUCAAGCUACCGCCAUGGUGCCAACCUUGGAACCAUAUCGUUUUACCGACCAGGAGGUCACGGGGGUUGAUUCGGCGUCAAAGUUCGCCAAGAUCUGGGAACAUGGCGAGCCACUCGUUGUCUCGAACAUCCUCAACAAGUUCAAGCUCGAGUGGACCCCGGAAUACUUCAUUCGCGAGUUUGGAGAUCGGGAGUGUCUGAUCACCGAAUGUGAACAGGAUGUCAACAAACGGACAACUAUCAAAGAGUUUUUCUCGAGCUUUGGAAACUAUGCCUCGCGGACGGAGGUCUGGAAGUUGAAGGAUUGGCCACCAUCUGCGGACUUCAAGACGGCCUUCCCCAAGCUCUAUGAAGACUUUGCCAAUGCUGUUCCCGUGCCCGACUACGUCCGUCGGGAUGGUGUCUACAACAUCGGCUCUCAUUUCCCCGCCAACGUGAUUGCUCCAGAUCUCGGGCCUAAGAUGUACAAUGCUUAUGCCGCCAACCAACGACCCGGGGGCAAGGGUUCGACUCGGUUGCAUAUGGACAUGGCGGACGCUAUGAACGUGAUGCUCUUCGCUUCCAACUGCCCUGAUGGUACCCCGGGUUGCGCCGUUUGGGAUAUUUAUCGCGCCUGCGACAGUGACAAGAUACGGACAUUCCUCAGAACGACACACACGCUUCCUCCCAACUAUGACCCCAUUCAUGGGCAACAAUACUAUCUGGAUGAUGACUUGCGGCUGCGGCUGUUCAAAGAGUACGGUGUGAAGAGCUACCGCAUCUAUCAGAGACCUGGGGAAGCGAUAUUCAUUCCUGCUGGAUGCGCCCACCAGGUCUCUAACUUGGCCGAUUCAAUCAAGAUUGCCAUCGACUACGUUAGCCCGGAGAACAUUGAUCGAUGCGCGCAACUGACUCGAGAGUUCCGAGAGCAGAACAAGAGCAAGGUCUGGAAAGAAGACGUGCUCCAACUCAAGUCGAUGAUGUGGUUCGCAUGGCAGUCCUGCAGGAGGCGCGAGAUGAAGCUCAACGGUUCCAGAGCGACACCCUCCUCGUCUUCCACCUCUUCGAAUACCCUCUCUGACGUCACCUCUCAGCAUUCGAUAUGA